CAAAAUUAUGAAAUUGGGGUUUCAGAACGGAAACAAACGUCACUAUCACUCUUUCUUCAACCUCAGACACUCCUCCGCUUUCUCUCUCCUCCCUCUCUUUCUCCAGCUCUUUCCUGUUGGAGAAUCUUUUCUUCGUCCCUCAAUUUCUCUGCUCUUGCUUUUCCCCAUCUUUAAUUCACUUUCUUCUUUCAUUCUCUCCAUUUUCCUACCAAAUUUUCUCCUUUUUAAUAUUCCUUCCACUCUAUAAAAUUUCCCUGUUCUACUGUUCUUCAUCAAUUCAAUUCCCCAGUUUUAAUUUACUCCUUAUCGAAAAUUGAAUCAAUUUCAGUCAUACCCACUUAGAAUUUCUGCAAAUUUGAGUGAAACCCAGAAAUGGGGUGUUCUCAAUCGAAGAUCGAGAACGAAGAAGCAGUGUCAAGAUGCAAAGACAGGAAGGUGUUCAUGAAAUCAGCCGUCACCGCGCGAAACGCCUUCGCCGCUGCCCAUUGCUCCUACGCCAUGUCCCUGAAAAACGCCGGCGCCGCCCUCAGUGACUUCGCCCAAGGGGAGGUUGUCAAUCCACUUUCUCUCUCCUCCGCCCCAGUAGGGCCCACCUCGGCUGGGGUGGGACCCACAAUGGGAGCAAUCCCAUCUCAGGCCCCACCACCACCGCCUCCCGUUCAGGACCUCCCUCCGCCUCCUCCACCUAUUCCCGGCAUGCCGCAGCCACUGCAGCGUGCUGUAUCGAUGCCAGAGUUUGCGGUUAAAGCACCGGGGGCGAAGCUGGUGGCGGAGGAUACCAUUGAGGAGGAGGACGAGGAGGAGGAGGAUGAAGAACAAGAGGAAGAGGAGGAGGAAGUGGGGCGUUUGAGGCGGAGGAGAGAUAAUAAAGGUGGGAGUGUUGGUGGUAGAAUGGAGACUACUCCUAGUAUUUCUAAUCUUGGUACUGCUAAUACUAAUAUUGUGGGACCACCGCCUUCGCCGCCGCCUCCUGAUGAGAGAGCAAUUAGGACACCUCCACCACCGCCGCUUCCGGAGGUGCAUAAACAAACAUGGGAUUAUUUCUUUAAUACAGAAGACAUACCAGGUGGGAGCUUGAGGGAUGAUGAUGAUAUUAGGGGGGAGUAUGACCGUACUGUGUACCAUCAAAGGGCUAUGAGAAGCUCAGCUUCUUCCGCUUCGAUCACGACUGCGCUUCCGCCUUCGAUUGAGAUGGUUGAGGAGAUGGUAAUGCCGGAGAAGCCUCCAAUGGGAGGAGGAGGGAGAGUAAUGAAGAAGGGGAAGCAGGUGGUGGGGCAGGGAGGAAGUGGUGGAGAAGGGAGGAGGAAGACUGUGAAUGUGAAUUUAGUACAGAUUUUCAGUGAUUUGGAUGAUUGUUUUCUUAAAGCUUCUGAAAGUGCUCAUCAUGUUUCAAAGAUGCUUGAGGCUACCCGGUUGCAUUACCACUCUAAUUUUGCUGAUAAUAGGGGGCAUAUUGACCACUCAGCAAGAGUCAUGCGAGUUAUCACAUGGAAUAGGUCAUUUAGAGGUCUUCCCAACGCAGAAGAAUUUAAGGACGAUUUUGAUUCUGAAGAGAAUGAAACUCAUGCCACUGUGCUGGAUAAGCUUCUUGCUUGGGAGAAAAAGUUAUAUGAUGAAGUUAAAGCGGGUGAAAUUAUGAAAUUUGAUUAUCAGAGGAAAGUCGCGCUAUUAAACAAGCAAAAGAAACGUGGCACUAAUCCUGAAUCAUUGGAGAAGACAAAAGCUGCUGUAAGCCAUUUACACACAAGGUACAUUGUGGAUAUGCAGUCUAUGGACUCAACGGUUUCAGAAAUAAGCCGGUUGCGUGAUGAGCAGUUGUACCCAAAGCUUGUGGCACUUGUUGAUGCGAUGGCUACAAUGUGGGAAGCGAUGCAAGUGCACCAUGAGAAUCAGCUAAAGAUAGCUUCACACUUGAGAUUCAUUGACAUAUCUCAAUCCACCAAGGAAACAAUUGACCACCACCACGAGCGAACCAUCCAACUUUGGGCUAUAGUUCAAGAAUGGAACACACAUUUCGAAAAAAUGGUGAACCAUCAAAAAGAGUACAUCAAAGCCCUAAACAGCUGGUUAAAACUAAACCUUAUUCCCAUCGAAAGCAGCUUAAAAGAGAAGGUUUCAUCUCCACCAAGGCCGCAAAACCCACCCAUUCAAAACCUCCUUCUCGCUUGGCAUGACCACCUUGAGAAACUCCCCGACGAACAUGCAAAGAGCGCGAUACAUAACUUUGCUGCUGUUUUACAAACCAUUGUUCAGCAACAAGAGGAUGAAAUAAGAAAGAGAGCGAGAGUUGAAGAAUCAAAACGGGAUUUGGAGAAAAAACAGCGCCAUUAUAAUAAAUGGUUAAGUGAGUAUAUGCAGAAAAAGAUUCCUAACGAUGAUGGUGAACCCGGUUCAGUUGAAGAUGAGUUUGUUCACAAAGAUGAGAUUAUGGUGGAGAAGGAAUUCGUUGUCGAGAAUGCUAUGAAGAAACUCGAGGAAGAUAGCGAGGAUUAUGAACGGCAUUGUACUCAGGUAAGGGAGAAGUCAUUGGCAAGUUUGAAGACUCGAUUGCCAGAAUUGUUUCGGACAUUGUCAGAAUUUGCACUUUCUGCAUCAGAUAUGUACAGUAAUUUGAAGGGUCUUUCUCAGUUUUCUCAGAGCCAUAAUAAACACAAGGAAUCAGUUGAUGCAUAGAGAUUGAUAGAAACUGGUGUUUAUUUUUGGAUGUAUUUUGAAGUUGAUGUUUUAUAAUGUGAUUAAGUAGUAAAGUUAUACUAUUUGUUUGUUCUUUUCAGAAGAAGGGAAAAAGGAGGUGAAAAAUUACCCCUUAAAUAUAUACGAAAUGCAAGUGUGUAAAACAAAUUUUGCAGUAAUAUAUAAGUAUUGAGCGGCACGAAAA
Spinacia oleracea (spinach) is the source of this 2878-nucleotide messenger RNA. RefSeq names its product protein ALTERED PHOSPHATE STARVATION RESPONSE 1. Bases 373 to 2673 code for a protein of 766 amino acids. Lineage: Eukaryota; Viridiplantae; Streptophyta; Magnoliopsida; Caryophyllales; Amaranthaceae. The record is from RefSeq and is a predicted model, not a curated record. The transcript has 4 exons.